Manihot esculenta (cassava) is the source of this 1703-nucleotide messenger RNA. Its product is annotated as protein VAPYRIN. Gene Ontology annotation, molecular function: protein binding. The transcript is spliced from 2 exons. Gene Ontology annotation, cellular component: nucleus; cytoplasm. The record is from RefSeq and is a predicted model, not a curated record. NCBI's taxonomy places the organism in Eukaryota, Viridiplantae, Streptophyta, Magnoliopsida, Malpighiales, Euphorbiaceae. The coding region runs from base 63 to 1511 and encodes 482 amino acids.
UCUUCAUUAAUCAUCACAACAUACAGGCCAUUUCCCCAUUUCUGACUUCUCUAUCUCCAUUAAUGGAGAGGCCGCUCAUCGAAGUAUCAGACUCAGAGGUUCGUCUACACUUUAUGCUCAAUUCCAAAUGCCGAGCCAACGUCCGCCUCAGGUCUCUCUCCGCCACUACCCCAAUAGCAUUCAAGGUCCAAACUUCAUCGCCGCACAAGUUCCUGGUUAAUCCACCAACAGGGCUUAUCCCUCCUUCAUCCUCUACCAUCUUUCAAAUCAUACUCAGACCACAAACCCAUCUCCCAUCCUCUUUCCCUCGUUCUCCCUCCGACCGUUUCCUCAUCAAAACGGCACCGUUUCCUCCCAAUUCAUCCGAUUUGACUAACCCCGAUUCUCUCAACUCAUGGUUCUCUUCCCUUCCUCUCUGGUCAACUCAAGAUUUUAAGCUCAAGGUAGCCUUCGUCGGUCCGUUUCUUCUCCGGCAUGCUGUCAGCUGUGGGGAUGUUAACUCUGUGAAGAAUAUAAUAAAGAGGCAGAGGUCGAUACUUUCUGAGUUGUCACCGAGAGAGGCUGAGUCGCUCCUUCGAGUUGCUACUGAGUUGGCUGACCCUGAGGGUAUGGUGAACUUACUGCUUGAAGCUGGGUUGAAGAUUGACGCACGGGCUAAAGCGGAUGAUGUGGGCUUUCAUCAAAUGGACGCAAAGUGGCAAUCCAAGGGCUGGAGCGAGCUGCACGUGGCAAUAGCAUUUGAUCGGACGGACGAAGUUUUGGAUUCAUUGGAUAGUUUUGGGCCAUUGGAUUUGAGAGAUAAAGAAGGCAGGACACCGUUGCAUUUGGCGGCAGGCAGAGGGAAUAUCAAGUGCGCUAGGGUGCUGGUGGAAUCCGGUGCAGAUAAGGAUGCUAAGAGCAAAGAUGGCAGGACUGCUCUGUAUAGAGCAGCUGCAAAUGGUGACCAUAAGAUGGUUGAGAUGCUAAUUGAGAUGGGUUCUGACCCCACAAUCGCAGAUAAUCAUGGCCGUUCAGCUUUUGAAGUUGCUCGGGACAAGGGACAUGAGGAGAUUCUGGGGACUCUGGAACGUGGAGAAGUAGUGCUAAUGGCGGCCAGGCGAGGGAACUUGGAACACCUUGAAUCAUUACUAAAGAAAGGUGCAAACAAAAACUAUAAAGAUCAAUAUGGCUUCACAGCCUUGCAUGCAGCAGCUAUCAAAGGGCACAAAGAUAUAGUAUCAAUGCUACUUGAAUUUGGUGUAGAUUUGGAAUGCCAGGACAAUGAAGGUCAUUCCUCCCUGCAUUUGGCCGUGGAAGGUGGCAGUUUAGAGACAGUUGAGGUGUUGGUCAGCAGAGGAGCUAAUGUUAAUGCAAUGAGUAACCGAGGUGCUACUCCACUCUACGUGGCUAGAACACUUGGCUACACUGACAUUUCACAGUUUCUUGUAAGCAGGGGAGCCUCCUUGCCUUCUCCUCCUCCCUCUUCUUUGCCUUCCUCUUUACAAUCCAUCCAACAUGAUAAAGUUCUCUAGCAUUCUAUACAAGGCCUAUAAUAUGCAAAUUCUCAUCAAUAGAUGACUAACCUUAUAAAGGCAUUGGAUUUUGUAGUGAAAAUUAGUCCUCGUAUGAUCUGCAGAUGUAUUUUUUGUUUCACAGGCAAUUUGCAUAGUCUGGUGUAAUUGAGAAAUUAUGAGUCAUGCAUUUGAAUUUUGAAAGGUGUUCAA